Molecule: messenger RNA, 648 nt
Organism: Onthophagus taurus
Lineage: Eukaryota; Metazoa; Arthropoda; Insecta; Coleoptera; Scarabaeidae
Source: RefSeq, a predicted model, not a curated record
CCUACUUUUCCAAUUCAACUCGACGUUUUUAAAUUAACAAUUAAAAAACUGGGUGUAAUUAACUUCUAUCGUUAAUUUUAUUUAAACCUUGACCGACCAAUUUACCGGUUUAAAACGGAACUGAAAAUGCGUCGGAUGAGGAAGGUGGAUUGCAGUUUUCGUAACGACUCGUUCGAGUGAACAACACAUCCUGUAUAAAAGAAAGAAAAUAAUGUCGAAAUACGUUUCUACCGAUGAUGGGUUUAAACUAUCUCCUUAUCUAAGGAUUCUCAAUGAAGCCCUUAAAAUAGACGAAACCAAUCAUGUUGAAAAAUUUCGAGGCAUCUAUGGUCUUAAAGUUAAAAGGAGCGAUGGCGUUGAAGGGUUUUGGGUUAUUAAUCUUAAAGAGGGAAAAGGGCAAGUUGAGUUUAAUUCGAGCACUAAACCUGAUGUAACUUUUAUAAUAAACGAUGAGGAUGUCAUAAAAUUAUUAACAGGUGAAAUUCCCUCACAAAAAGCUUUUUUCAUGGGGUUAGUUAAAAUCCAAGGCAACGUGGGACUCGCUAUGAAAUUAACCCAAAUUCAGUCGGUCAUAAAAUCCGAAUUAGAUAAGUUUAGAUCAAAAUUAUAAUUGUUACUUUUCUUAAUAAAAGAAUUUUUUUAAAUCCA